CUUUUCCAUUACUCGUAGCUUCGGUCGAUCGUUAGAACGUUUCCAAAUAACAAAAUGAAGUGCGUUUUCAUUGCGAUGUUCUGCUUUGCAUCAGCACUCGCCGAUGUAAGUGAGCUGCUGCACCUGGCAGUUCCCCAUCAUCUGGAGGUGGAGCAACAUCACCAUCAGGACCCCGUUCCGGUAGACCAUCAGGCCAGUACGGUGGAGCACCACUCGGAAGCCAUCCACGUGGAAAAACAUGUCACCUAUGAUUUCGGGCUGGCUAACGAAGGCGUCGAAAUUGUGGAAGCCAUCGAGGUGCUUCCGGUGGGUCACGUUGAGGUGAAGGAUGUCCAGCUGACCGAAGAGCACAAAGAUUAUCAGGCACCGUACCACUACGAGAAGCCAAAGGUGCAGCUGGACUACGUCGUUCCGGUUGGAUCGGAACAGGUUGCGGAAGUAGAUGCCAUCAUCGUGAAGGAGCAGCCGAUCAUCAACAACUAUCUGCCACCGUUGACUAACCAGGGCAAUCUGGCCAAGCGACAGGUCAAGUACAUCGUUCGGCGUCGUGUUUAGUUGGGAUAACUUGAAACGGCGAUUGACACGAGUAAACCACUGAUUAAAUGACAUAGCGACAAUUGACGGAAGCGAUUACAGCGAAAAUUUCGUUUUACUUUGUAGGAAAACAUGAAA
Molecule: messenger RNA, 672 nt
Organism: Armigeres subalbatus
Lineage: Eukaryota; Metazoa; Arthropoda; Insecta; Diptera; Culicidae
Exons: 2
Coding region: 55-555 (166 amino acids)
Source: RefSeq, a predicted model, not a curated record